Messenger RNA from Culex pipiens pallens (northern house mosquito), 717 nucleotides. RefSeq lists its product as uncharacterized. Lineage: Eukaryota; Metazoa; Arthropoda; Insecta; Diptera; Culicidae. The transcript has 2 exons. The record is from RefSeq and is a predicted model, not a curated record. The annotation marks the transcript as partial.
AUGGCAACGCUGACGAGAGGAAUGGGGAAUGAUGGGAAUCUCAGCCGGAGCAGAGUUGGCAACUUUUGGGGUGCCAUUUUCGACUUGGCGGCCAACGAGCUUGACGACGGUUUUGUGGGGAACCGUGGAAGGGAUUCAUCCAAACAAAAACAAAAACAAAAACAAAAACAAAAACAAAAACAAAAACAAAAACAAAAACAAAAACAAAAACAAAAACAAAACCAAAACCAAAACCAAAACCAAAACCAAAACCAAAACCAAAACCAAAACCAAAACCAAAACCAAAACCAAAACCAAAACCAAAACCAAAACCAAAACCAAAACCAAAACCAAAACCAAAACCAAAACCAAAACCAAAACCAAAACCAAAACCAAAACCAAAACCAAAACCAAAACCAAAACCAAAACCAAAACCAAAACCAAAACCAAAACCAAAACCAAAACCAAAACCAAAACCAAAACCAAAACCAAAACCAAAACCAAAACCAAAACCAAAACCAAAACCAAAACCAAAACCAAAACCAAAACCAAAACCAAAACCAAAACCAAAACCAAAACCAAAACCAAAACCAAAACCAAAACCAAAACCAAAACCAAAACCAAAACCAAAACCAAAACCAAAACCAAAACCAAAACCAAAACCAAAACCAAAACCAAAACCAAAACAAAAACAAAAACAAGAGCAAGAGCAAGAGCAAGAGCAAGAGCAAGAGCAAG